Misgurnus anguillicaudatus (oriental weatherfish) is the source of this 1406-nucleotide messenger RNA. RefSeq names its product olfactory receptor 1496-like. Lineage: Eukaryota; Metazoa; Chordata; Actinopteri; Cypriniformes; Cobitidae. The record is from RefSeq and is a predicted model, not a curated record. Gene Ontology annotation, biological process: detection of chemical stimulus involved in sensory perception of smell; G protein-coupled receptor signaling pathway. Gene Ontology annotation, cellular component: membrane. Gene Ontology annotation, molecular function: olfactory receptor activity; odorant binding; G protein-coupled receptor activity.
UCAAGGAAAAUGCUAAAAUAGUAAUUACAUGGAAUAUCCCAGAAGGUAUGACAAUGACACAGUGUUGAUAUCUUUAGCCGAUAACUUGUGAAAUUUUGUAAAAUUACUAAAAUAUCUACCAUCUAAUCAUUUUUAUUUGUAUAAUGUCUGUGACAUAAAUUCAAAACAGCUUUACAGAAAAACAUACUGCUGUGUCAUUAAUUAUGUUAAAGACCCUGUACAGCAGUUGAGUACAUUUUUCUAUAAUGCCUUGAUAUUUUUGGUUUUAGGACCCCAGUGAUUAAGCUGAAGGGUAGCUGUGAACAAUCUGAGGUCUAUAAAACUAUUCUAUCUUAAUGGAAAAUAAAACGUAUAUUUACUUUAUGUUGUUUAAAAAUCUUGGGCAUAUAAGAUAUGCUUUGUUCACUUUGGGGUUUGUUUUAUACGGUGUGAUCAUAAUUCUAAAUGUCCUUAUUAUUCUUGCAAUAUGUUUGGAAAGGACAUUACACCAGCCCAUGUACAUUCUGAUUUCAUGUAUGUCCUUUAACUCUUUGUAUGGUACAGCUGCCUUUUUUCCAAGGGUGUUGUCAGACUUGCUGUCUGAUACAAACAUAAUCUCCCCUGAAGCAUGCAUCAUCCAGUGUUUUGUCAUUUUCUCAUAUAUAGCAAAUGAGUUUGCAACAUUAAUGUUAAUGGCAUUUGACAGAUUUGUUGCAAUAAGUAAACCUUUACAUUACCAUAACAUAGUUACUUUGAGGGUACUAACUAUUUUAAUUUGUUUAAACUGGAUUUUUCCAAUGCUUUGUCUUGCUAUCUCAGGUCUUUUAACUGCCAGACUGACAAUGUGUGAUAACAAACUUUGGAAGGUGUACUGUCACAGUUAUGAACUUGUUAAGCUCUCUUGUACAAACAGUUUAAUUCUUAAUUUUUGGGGUUUUUUGUUAUUGAUUAUUUCUGCUGUUAUCCCAUUGUGUUUAAUAUUAUAUUCUUAUGUUAAAAUUCUUAUCAUUUGUCAAAAAAGCUCAUCACAGUUCAGAAGCAAAGCUUAUCAAACUUGUUUUCCACACAUAGUGAUUCUUGUAAAUUUCUCAAUUGGCAUUAUUUGUGAAGUCACAUUAAGUCGCAUUGUGAAUUUAGAAAUGCCAACAUGGCUAUCAGUUUUUCUUUCACUGGAUGUUCUUGUUGUACCACCAAUCCUUAACCCACUUGUUUAUGCUUUAAACUUCACUGAUAUUCGCAGAAAAAUUAUUUGCUUUAUAAAGGCAACCAGGUAGAUGUGCUGAUGUGAUCAAAUAAAUAAAUAAAAUGUUACACAGGAUGUUCAGAUUGAUUAAAUGGAUUGUAACACUAAAUGCAAAUCCAAAAUUCACUUAACCCUCUUUAAUUGUAAAGUUUUAAAUUAAAAGUUCUUUCAAAUAACUGGCUUA